AUGGUGUCGCACAGUACCAUACUAAAGAAAAUAUAUUUGUUAUUGCCGUUCGCAUAUCCUAAUCUUAAUCAAAACGGACAAUCUGGUACCUCAGAUGCUGAAUGGUCAUAUGCCGAUACGAAUUGGGGUACAAAUUAUCCACAAUGUAACGGUAAUCGGCAAUCACCAAUACACAUACAGUCACAAAAUACAUACCUAUUGCCAACAAAGCCAUUAAGGUUUAAAAAUUACGAUAUACCUCUGCUGGGUCCCAUUGAGCUCACUAAUAAUGGUCACUCAGUUGAAUUUUCCGUAACCGAAACAGUAGAUGGUCGCAUACCCACUAUUACUGGUGGCAUUCUGAAAGGAACCUACGAGGCGGUGGGUGUACAUUUCCACUGGGGUGGUCCCGGCAGCAAAGGUUCCGAACAUAUUAUUGAUGGCCGGCAAUUUGAUGUUGAAAUGCAUAUUGUCCAUAGGAAAACUACCUUCGCCACUAUGGAAGAAGCCACCCAGUCGCCAUAUGGAAUUGUAGUUUUGGGUGUGAUGUUCAAGGCGGUUCAGAAUCCCGAUCGUUAUUAUCCCGGCUUGAAUAGAAUCUUCAAUAAAUUAUUGAAUGUCGAAACCUACGGCUCAUCGACAUUCCUUGAUGGUUCAAUAUCAUUGGGUCAAUUAUUGGGUGAUUUAAAUACGAAAAAUUUCUUCACCUAUAAAGGUUCGUUGACAACGCCCGGCUGUUCGGAGGCUGUAUUGUGGCAUGUCUUCCCCGACCCUAUGCCAAUUGCUCAAGAACAUGUAGAGAAAUUUUGGACUCUAACCGAUUCAAAUGGUCAACCGUUGACAAAUAACUUUAGACCAACACAAGACUUAAAUGGUCGUUUAUCGGGACAAGAAAUUCGUAAUAAUAUGAUGAAUGUGUUAGGUGAAAGUGCUCCUUCAUAUGCAACAGUAAAAAAUUGGGCUGCUGAAUUUAAAUGUGGUCGUAGAAGCAUUGAGGAUGAACCACGUAGUAGACGUCCAAAAGCAGCAACAACAAUAGAAAUUGUAGCCAAAGUGCAUGAUACGACUCUCACACUUGCUACCGACUGGACCUACGACAAUGCACCCAAUUGGUCGAUAGAUCAUCCAAAUUGUGGCGGUAAUCGUCAAUCGCCAAUACACAUCAAGACAUCAACG
This is a messenger RNA of Musca vetustissima, 1155 nucleotides long. Its product is annotated as carbonic anhydrase 2-like. Gene Ontology annotation, molecular function: carbonate dehydratase activity; zinc ion binding. Gene Ontology annotation, cellular component: cytoplasm. The transcript is spliced from 7 exons. The annotation marks the transcript as partial. NCBI's taxonomy places the organism in Eukaryota, Metazoa, Arthropoda, Insecta, Diptera, Muscidae. The record is from RefSeq and is a predicted model, not a curated record.